AUGCUUGCUCCAAGUCACGGAGUUGGGUCAUCACUACAGCCCGUAUUCAAACAAAAUGAAGUCUUACUCGAUAAUUCUGUGAUCCGGGAUACGGCGCCUAUAGCAAAUUUUUAUAUCGCUCAGAGCAACCUCACUACCAUGCAGAAACUCGAAUAUGAGAAGGUUAAUGUGUCGCAAAAUGGAUACCCCGGUCUCCCUGGUCUCCCUGGUCCUCUUACUAAUAUAAAGUCAAGCGGCAUGUCGACGGUUGCAUAUCCAACACCUAGCCGAUAUGCAUCUUCUUCUGGGCCACCGCUUCCGUGGGAAAGAGACUCUGCUGCUGAUGUCGAACCUGAUGAAAGCGUUGAUUUCAUAAUGUCUUCUCCAGAUGUCAUUGCUGGCCAUGAUUAUACGGAGGGAAACCCGGCAGAAGCAGUACUUGUGGAUACACAGGUAGUACAUGAUGAGGUCGAACCUCCAAUCGGAAAUACUACCCCAAAGAGUCCAUAUACCAAGAGAAAAAAGAGGACAAGGAACAUACUAGAUGAAGAUGAAGAUGAAUUACAAGAUGGACCUUGGGACUAUGAGGCUGUUGAUCGGCAACAAGACAAACACAAACGGAGGCGUAAUGAGCCACAAUUAAACCCACCCAGUUCACAUAGAGACGAUGCUAUCGAACUUCUUCCGAAUCCACACGAGGAAAUACUUCGGGAUCAAGACUAUCAGGACCUACCCAAGGAAGAAGUACGUGAUACCAGUGAUGCUGCCCCUGAGAUACCUCCGACAGCGCCGCCACCUGUUCCUUUCGAUGCGCCUGAGAAUAACCUGCCAGAGACUCAGCCAAUCCCCCAACCAAAGAAGCGUGGGCGCAAGAAAAAGCAGGCUGUGAAAGAACAGACCCCGCAAGAGCUGCCUUUCGAAAACCAGGCUGCUGCUCAAGAGGCACCCCCUGCUGUUAAAAACCUCGAGGUACAAAUUGAGCCAGAGAAGCCUAAGAAGAAAAGAGGCCGCCCUCGAAAGUCAGACUUAGCAAAGCCCGAAAUAGCGUCGGCUCCUGAACAUGAACUCCACAUUACGCAAAAGGCUCACAAGGACGACGCCCAGCAUAACGAGAUCACUUUGGAGAAGACUGAAGCGACCGAGAAGCCGAAGCCCAAAAAGAAACAAAAAGCCCGAAGUGAGCUGAAAAAAAGGGAGGAGGAAGAUCCAACCACAGAUAAGGAGGACGUUGAAGACGCGUUGAAAGAAAUCAACAGUAACUCUAAGCCAUCUGAAGAACCAGUAUCAGCUGAGGAAGUGCCUGCGAAGCCUACCCCCAAACAGUUAGCCGAUCAGCAAAAAUCUAAUGAGAAAGGUAGCACGGUCUCUAAGCCCACAUCCACAUCUUCACAACCUAAAGUACAAUAUCGAGUUGGCUUAAGCAAGCGAACACGGAUAGCUUCGCUACUGAAAAUUAUCAAGAAAUAA
Messenger RNA from Daldinia childiae, 1446 nucleotides. RefSeq lists its product as uncharacterized. The transcript has 2 exons. The coding region runs from base 1 to 1446 and encodes 481 amino acids. NCBI's taxonomy places the organism in Eukaryota, Fungi, Ascomycota, Sordariomycetes, Xylariales, Hypoxylaceae. The record is from RefSeq and is a predicted model, not a curated record.